ACUAGUUCAUCCGAUAUAUUCGGCGUCUCUUCCUCCAUUGCUCUGUACACUCCUCUCCGGCUCUCCACCGCAAACGCAGUCAAAUUCUGAACUCUCCCUCAACUGUGCAUACUGCAUACUCCUUCUCUGUUUCUCCUUCGACUUCCCACAAUCUCCGGCGAAAUCAACAAUGCUUCCAUUCUCUUCCACAAAGCCCUCAACUUCCUUCUUCCAUUUCCCUCCAUUUCUUCCCUCUUUCUUCCAUUCCGUUUCCCUUCCUCUCCUUCUCAAUCCCCCAAAAUCCUCCCAUCUCCGUUUCCUUCCUCUUCCUCUCCGCAUCCGCUCCAUCGACGCUGCUCAGCCUUACGACUACGAGUCCCAGCUCCUAUCCCAGCACCUCAAGUCCCAAUCUCUCAAGAUCGCCAUAAUUGGGUUUGGCAAUUUUGCACAGUUCCUCGCCAAAACCCUCUCUCGUCAAGGCCAUACCCUUCUGGCCUACUCCCGCACCAACCACGGCGGUGCUGCUAAAGAGCUUGGCGUCACAUUCUACACCAACCCACAUGACCUCUGCGAGAGCCAUCCUGAAGUUUUGAUUUUAUGCACUUCUAUACUCUCUUCAGAAAAGGUGCUCAAGUCUUUCCCAUUUCAGAGAUUGAAAAGGAGUACCCUUUUUGUUGAUGUGUUAUCUGUGAAAGAAUUUGCUAAGAAUAUUUUGUUGAAGUAUUUGCCACUUGAGUUUGAUAUUCUGUGCACCCAUCCAAUGUUUGGGCCUGAAAGUGGGAAAAAUUCGUGGGUUGGUUUGCCUUUUGUGUAUGAUAAAGUUAGAAUUGGGAAUGAAGAGGAAAGGAUAAAUAGGUGUGACAAAUUUCUUGAUAUUUUUGCCAAAGAAGGAUGUAGGAUGGUAGAAAUGAGCUGUGCUGAGCAUGAUAGGUACGCGGCAGGGUCACAGUUUGUGACUCACACCAUGGGGAGGGUGUUGGAGAAGUUUGGUUUGGAGUCCUCACCAAUUAAUACCAAAGGUUAUGAGACUUUGUUGGAUUUGGUGGAGAAUACUGCUGGUGAUAGUUUUGAGUUGUAUUAUGGGUUGUUCAUGUAUAAUCAGAAUGCUAUGGAGCAGUUGGAGAGACUGGAUAUGGCAUUUGAGGCUAUUAAAAAGGAGUUAUUUGGGAAGUUGCAUCAAGUUUAUAGGAGGCAGUUGUUUGGGACUGUUGAGGGAUCAGAGGAGCGGCCUAAGAUACAGAAGUUGCUUCAUAAUGGUGCUCCUUUGGAACCUUCUAAAGAUACAAUGGAACAAGAAAGAUCUUGAACAUAAAAGAAAUUCCUCUAUGGUACUAUUAAAAUUUUAUUUAUUUGUUGAUGAAAUAGUUUAGGAAUUUAUUGAUUAAAUUAUCUACUUGUUUUUAUGGUUCAGCUAGUUGUAGUAGCUCAAAUUUUGAGUGAAAAGCGAAUGCAAUUAUUGGAGAGAACUUAAGCUACAAUUGGUAGCAUGUAAUAAAUGAAUGGAAUAUUUUAUUAUGUCACAUUCCAUUACGUCAUAACAAAUGUAGAGUUAGUUCAUUCAUGAGUUCUACCUUGUAAAAGUUUUUUUCUUUUUUAUAAGCUUGAGAAUUUUGGAUAUGCUUUCAGUGAAUUGAGUAUUAUAUAUCCCAAGUGCAUAAAAAUGUAGUUUCUAUAAGCUAAUUAUGCAUACCAAAUGCUAUUAAAAAGCUUCAACACUAAAAUUAUCUUCUGGGGAUUGCCUCAUUGUGUUCACUAUUGCUGUUGUACUAGUUUUGCAAUUGGGUUGGAUUCAUUACUCAUUAGUUAGGUUUAAGAUGGAUUCAUUGAGUGUAAAUGCUUCCUUAAGAUCUUAGUAGCAUGCUUCUAAAUACUAACUAAUUUGAUCCACACUACUAUUGUUGCUAACUGAUCCAGCAGUACAAUAGAAUUUUGCCUUUACCUAAUGAAUGAAGGAUUUAGACAUUUAGUGCUAUCUAAUCUGCCGUUUCUUUAAAAUUUUACUUUUAAACAUUAGAUUCUGGUUCAAAUCCUUGUGACUCUAAUAAUGCUAAUUUUUAAGUCCUUUUGCAUAGUUUCAUGUUUAAACUCUUGGAUUCAAAAACCUUAUUCCAGUAUUUUGUUUCAUUUGUAACUUUGGCCGGAUAGAACACUUAUUCCAUCAUUAUGGCAUGAGAAUGCAUAUUUUUGACAAACCUAACGAACUCUUGGAUAGAACACUUAUUCCAUCAUUAUGGUAGGUUUUCUAUCUACUAGAAAAUUGUCGAGUAGUGAGGUAGUAUUUCGCGUGAAACAUGUGCUUGGGGCAUUGGUCGAAGUUGUUAGUUCUUUGGUUUCCUGAACAGUUUGAAUAGUUAUGCUGGGAAUAUUGAUAGUAGUAACCUCGAACCUGCCUGAGUUAUUAGGAGAGAGAAAUUAAAUGGUGGGAUGACAGUGUGAUAGCAGAAGGCUCAUAAAAAUUGAAUAUCUGAUCUCAUUUUAGACUUUCUCUACUCGUUUAUGCUGUUGAUGGUUCUCAAAUUACAUUUGGAGAUUUUAAUUAUGGAAAUACUCUUAAGCUCUGUUUUCUAGCUAUUGCAAUUCUUUUCUUGAUAGCAGGUCACAUGUAUAGGACUAACUUGUUUUUCUUAUUUAUUCAAUUUCAACUUUCAAGUGUUGUUAUAGUUCCUAUGAGCGGAGGAUUUUGGGACAGCACUUCUUUGAUAUCUUGAAUUAGUUUAUGUCGUUCGGAACCUUGUAACUUCCAUUUUGUUGUGCCCUUUUCCAGUAACCUUAUGGUUAGACCUAGGGCUGAAUAUUUGGUCAAUUUCUUUUGUUUGGUAAAAAUAAAUCGGGUAUAUAUGGAAGUGUUUUGAAAAUAAAAUCUGAACUGAACCGAGUCAACUAAAAUUCAUUGGUUUGGUUGGUAAUUCGUUUAAAAUCAAGUAAUGCUAAAUCUUAGAACAUAGUUACAUCAGAGUCUUUCUGGCCAAGGAAAAAUGAUUGUUAAGGGGCAGAAAUGAUAAUGCAUCACUCCUUUUUAUUCAAGCCUUUUGCAUUUUAUCCUAAGACAUGUAGUACAUUCAUUCUUCUUGGAUUAACAUGGAUCCCAUUAAAUGACAUGGAGAUCUGAAAAUGCAUUCAUUGAACUUCAAGCUGGUCUUGGCUUGUUUACUGCAUUUACAGAUGGGCUUUCACAACCGUUUCAAGCUGAUUGGGCUUCAUGCUGAUACACUAUCUUCUGUUUGGUAGUAGGUUUAG
Molecule: messenger RNA, 3216 nt
Organism: Manihot esculenta (cassava)
Lineage: Eukaryota; Viridiplantae; Streptophyta; Magnoliopsida; Malpighiales; Euphorbiaceae
Product: arogenate dehydrogenase 2, chloroplastic
Exons: 1
Coding region: 170-1285 (371 amino acids)
Biological process (GO): L-tyrosine biosynthetic process
Molecular function (GO): prephenate dehydrogenase (NADP+) activity; arogenate dehydrogenase (NADP+) activity; prephenate dehydrogenase (NAD+) activity
Source: RefSeq, a predicted model, not a curated record